Molecule: messenger RNA, 402 nt
Organism: Mytilus californianus (California mussel)
Lineage: Eukaryota; Metazoa; Mollusca; Bivalvia; Mytilida; Mytilidae
Product: asialoglycoprotein receptor 1-like
Exons: 4
Coding region: 1-402 (133 amino acids)
Source: RefSeq, a predicted model, not a curated record
AUGACAUCAAAAUGCUGUAAAAAUGGAUGGACACAAUUUGGAAAUAAGUGUUACUUCUUCAGUCACCAAGUCGAACCAUGGACUGAUGCAAUGUCCGUUUGUCGUGUGUUUGAUUCAAAAUUAGCUGAGCCGAUGACCUCAGCGGAAUCUCAUUAUUUAAUAAGUCACAGUCAGCAUGUUGGAGGAAACUUUUGGAUUGGCAUAUCAGAUAUAAUUGAUGAAGAUAGAUGGGUAUACUCAACCGGACAAAUACCGAUAAAAGUUAAUGAUUUUCAACCGGGAGAACCUAAUGCACAUACUUCUGCAAAUUGUGUGGCAUUAUGGGCUGGUCACCAUGGAUACUGGGCAGAUGAGGACUGUCUUGCAAGACGGCAAUUCAUUUGUGAGACAGAUAAUGAGUAA